UCUGCUGUGUUACGGUGUUUGCUUCUUAUAUGUGCUGGCUCGCAGUCCGAGCAUUCCCCGCUUUUUCCUCCAAGACCUCACUUCCUCCAAGACCUCACUUCCUCCAAGUUCGAGCAUUGUUGUACUAUUUGAUUUUUAGGCUAUUUUAAGUUUGGUGAAGAGAGUUCUGCAAGAUGGGCUACAAAGACGAGAAACGCGGUAGCGUCACCUUCUCGGCAUCAUCUCUCUCGUCAAGAGACUCAGAAUACCUUUCAGGCUUCGAGAAGAAAGAUUUGGCAUAUAAAAAGCGAAUUCGGAUCUUACGAUUUGUUACCCGAUCCCUUUCACUCGUUAUCAACGCCGGCAUGAUUGGCAUCCUCUCCUUCACACUCGCCCGAUACUUCCUCACCAAGAACAAGAUCAUCGCAGGAAAUGUACACCCUUGGGUCACGCCUGCCACGCUUUGGCCCACGUUCAUGCUGCUGGGAAUCGCAGUGUUGACUUUCUUCAUGAACCUUAUCAACGUCUGCGCGUACAUGUGCGGUGUCGACGCUGCGAACAAGGCUUACUCAUGUACAAAAUAUGUCACUUAUGCCUUGACUGCGGCCCAUGUCGUCGCAUGGGCGGUCGCAAUCGGGCUUUUCAAAAUGGCGCAGACGGAGAGCUCGCUUUGGGGGUAUACGUGCUCAUCGAAGGCGGAUCAAAUUCAGGCACAGGUUCAGAGUUAUCUGGACUUUGGCAAGCUGUGCACGAUGCAGAAUGGAGCAUGGUACAUGUCGAUUCUCGAAGGCAUAACGUAUUUCUUGACGUUCAUUGUGACCAUCAUGAUGAUACGAAGAGCUUCAACUAAGAAGAAGAUGUCGAGGGCCAGAGAGAGCUUCGCUAUGGAAACUGGGUACAAUCAUGGAGGUGUUGGGCAAGAGUCGGGGACGACAUAUGCUGGGAGGCAGUAUAUGCCAGUGGCGAAAGAGUCUCGCUUUUGAACAUCAGGAACAGGAUGGUUUAGAUCACAGGGUAUGCACCAUUUAGAGGAUCGUGGUUAGAAUAAGCAACGUUAGAAUAAGCAACGAAUAUAUUGAUUUUCCUUAACUUGUCAGCCAG
Molecule: messenger RNA, 1080 nt
Organism: Hyaloscypha bicolor E
Lineage: Eukaryota; Fungi; Ascomycota; Leotiomycetes; Helotiales; Hyaloscyphaceae
Exons: 3
Coding region: 174-962 (262 amino acids)
Source: RefSeq, a predicted model, not a curated record